Molecule: messenger RNA, 4589 nt
Organism: Varanus komodoensis (Komodo dragon)
Lineage: Eukaryota; Metazoa; Chordata; Lepidosauria; Squamata; Varanidae
Exons: 7
Coding region: 3201-4040 (279 amino acids)
Source: RefSeq, a predicted model, not a curated record
UACCCACCUCCACAUGACACCCCCUCACAUACCUAUAUGUCACCAACAGAUCACCUGGGAGUUUCCUGUUCUCCAGGGGAAAAGACCCAGUUCCCUCAUAUGGCUUUCCCUGCAAACCAGCUGCACCAAUUCCAACCCUCCUAUAUCCUUCCUGUAAUUUGGAGCCCAGAACUGAACACAAUAUUCCAGUUCUGGGCGCACCAGAGUCCUAUAGUAAUGCCUCUCUCUUGUCAGUAAUGCUUCUCUCGAUCUACUGCUGACUCAUGUUCAGCCUGCAGCCAACCUGCACCCCGAGGUCCCUUUCACAAGCGCUGCUGUCCAGCCACUUGUCCCCUAACCUGUACUUAUGACACCCAUUCCUGUGCCCCAAGUGCAAGACCUUGCACUUAUCCAUAGUGAACGCCAUCCUGUUGUCUCCUGCCCACUUCCAUAGUCUGUCCAGAUCCUUCCGGAUCCAGAGUUCCUGCUCCACAGUUGUGCCACAGCCCCCAUUUUAGUAUUGUCUGCAAUACUAAAUAGAAUACAAAGCAAAUUAGCUGUUGUGAAGGAUAACUAAUUGGAUAAUGAAAGUCAGCCCACUCGUCAGCUUGUGACCAAAAUCUGACAGAUCUGCAAAUGUUUUGUUUUGUUUUCUGAGUCCCCAGAUGAAGGAAGACUGUGGGAAACAGCCAUCAACAUUGUGGCUCUGGGCAUGUGAUGUCAUUUGGGUAUCACCUGAAGAACAGAUCUGGUUGAUUCCAUCUGAAUCAACAGAUCUGGUUGAUUCCAGCUGCUGCUACUUUGCCCUUUGCUUCAGGAUCUUUAUUUCCACGGAGGCCACUUGGUAAACCUUGUGGAAAGCCAGCUGGGACCUGGAGGAGCUCCUGGGCAGAGAAAGAGCCUGGAAAUAGCUGGAUGUUCAGUAUCACACAGUGCCAGGUUCACUGCCCACACACUACGAGCUUGCAAGCCACCAGCUCCUGACAGCAGUUGCUAUAACUUUGCAAAAAUUAUAGCCCUCUGGACUGAAGCAGGGUCACCUAGGUGACUGCGAUCUUUUUGUUAUUUAUUUCCUUUCCAUACAAUCACACUGCCAAAGUCCUUUUCUAUAUCCUACCUUGCACCAAAGAUGGUGCUCCAGGUGGCUAGCAGUCACAGAGUGGAGAAUUUUUAAGAGCAUAAUUAAAAAUAACAAAACAGCUAAAUAAACAGCACUCGUGCCGUUAAAACCCAGCUCGGCAACGAAUCUUCUUCCCUACUAAAGGCCUCAACAUUUGUUCCUCAUGCUGAUCUAGACCACGACCAGAAUCAUGCCCCUUCCCCUCGCUCUGACCACGUAACUCCUUGCCUGGCUUCCUGGCCAGGCCUGGGAUCAUUGCACCUGCCUUGCCCUCAGAGAGCCCAUGUGAAUUCCCCCAUGGAUUUCCCUCAUGGAUUUUCACAAGUAAGAUUCAGUAGGCGUCAACGCUGGCGAAUUCCAGCUCCCUCAGUCACUGAUUCAAAGGUCUCAAAAGUUCUCUUUUAUGUUAGUCUUCCCCAUUCCGUCUGCCCCUCCUGCCUAGAACGUGUGAGCGCUGCAGCCUCCGAUCUCACUUCUGGUGCCUUGUUUUCUGCACACAUCAUGCACCCAGUGGGGCUGCAGAGACGUGCUGUGGGGACCGGGCGGGAUUUCUGAUUCAGGGCCCCGGGGGCUUGGUGCUUGGAAGCUGCACCUGGGGGUUGGCUUUGGCAGCGGCCUAAUGUGGGGUAGCAGGGCUAGCACUGUCGGUGAAGUGGUUUUCCUGGUUUGUGGCCCAGGCCCUGAGAUAGCGAGGUGAGUGCUUGGCCUGUGUGCCUUAUAAGCCCAGCCUUCCUGGGGACGUGAGUGUAACCCAGAAUCUGCCUCCAGGCUUGGGGGGGAGCCAUCGAUUCAUCCGGGGAGGCAGGCGGUCCAGCGGUCUGCUCUGGCCCAGCCAGGCCCACCGGGUUCCGCCAUCUUGCGUCGGCCGUCUGCAAGAGCCCAAGGGUGCGAGACAGUCCGUUAGCCGUUGCCCGGGGAGGGGGAGCCACUUGGAGGUGCCAGGCAGAGAGAUGCCUGCGAGCGUGGCCAGGGCCCCGGACCUGCCUGCUUUCUCUCCUUGGAGAAGGGGACAGAUGGCACAGGGAGGAGCUGCCCCUGCCAGCACCACUAGGCCUCCGGGGCCAUUCCCCAUGAGGAGUGGAGAGUGCUGUGCCAAGGUGGGCCAGCCAGUGGCGCUCAGCCCCACACCAGCCUUCACGCGCUCACACUCCCACGAGUCUCUCCAGCCAUGGGAGCAGCACAGCGCCCACCCUCCCUGGCAGGGUGAACCCCACCGGUUUUCCUGGACUACAGACCGGGGGAGCGCCCCAGGAGGGCCUGGAGGCUGCAUGGGGACUGUCUGGGCGCCAGGCUAGGCUGGAGGCUGCCCCCACUGCCUCUGCUGCUGGGGUGCAGACAGAUCUCUGGCUGCGCCGCGUUCCGAGCGAAGGCACGCCCACUGAAGUGACUGGGCAAGGCGCACGGGGAUGAGUCUGCCUGGCGGCAGAUCCCUUCUACUCGCUGCCUGGUGCCUGGGUGUUGCCUCUGGUGCCAUCUUCUCUUUGUGGUGAAGCUGUGGACAGUGGGAGGAGAGGGAUCUGGAGAACGCACGCAUGAUCCAUCCCCCAGCAGGUCCAAGUGGUGAAAGCAGUCUUGGUCCAGGAUGACAGUUUCCAGCUCCUGGCUCUUCCCAGCUCGAGGUAAGAGAUUUGAUUUCUACACAGCCGGGGCUCUCCUGGGGGUCACUGACUGACGGGGACAUUCUGGCACAAUGGCUCCUGGUAUGAGCUGCAGGAGGCAUCCGAGCACUGUUGCCGCCCUCGGAAGAUCCUAGGAGUACAGGAGGAAGCAUCACCAGUUGAGUAUCUACCUGCCAAUGCCUGUGGAAAGCCCAAGGAAAAGUGGUUGUAACUGACUACAGACAUGCUGGGUGGGGCCUGGACAGACACCCCCCCCUCCCAAUUCCACAGGCAGAGACAGGCUAUUUCUUUCCCAGAGGCACCCUAAAGCAUACCUGGCCUCUGUCUGUCCACAGGCCUCCUGCUCUGGGUGGUUCUGCAAAUCAUCAGUUGGAGCUCUUGUGCCUUCGCAGAGCCUGGAUCCACCCUGGGAACACCUCUUUCUUCCAGCACCUCAGGGAACACUACAGGCACGGUGCCUGUAAGGAAGCUCAACCCCCAGCAUGGAGGGAAGGCCUGGGUGUCAAGCAGUUCUUGGGUGGGAUGAGCAGGAGGGUUGGCUGGGGUGGGAAGCAGAACUGCCUGCGUCUGGGAGACUGACAUCCCGGUGGAGGAAGGCGCAGGUCACUUGCCAGAGCUUCCAGUGUUCCGGGGCAAGAUGCUACCAGGAGGAAGUGCACAGAAACAGCGUGGAGUUCUGCCACAAUGCCUCAUACUGUAAGCUUUCCCAGCUCAACAGCACCAGCUACACAGCGGGAUGCAGCAACGACUGUGGAAACAGCAGCGCCACCGAGAUGUGCACAGCACGCCACGGCCAGGCUCUGGACACGGGCCCGUGCACCGUGGAGUGCUGCAGCGCGCCGGACUGCCUGGGCCUCAACGCCAGCGCCUACGGUGACCUGCCUCUUGCCACCACCCCACUUCCUUCCACCACCCCCUCCACGCCCCGCUCCACCACCACCAGAACACCUCCCAAGAACGGGAAGGUGUGCUCAAGUUUCACCUGCCAUGGAGAAGGAUGCUACCAAGGCCGGAAGCCCUCCAUCAGCUGCAUCGUGGGCUAUGAUUUCUGUGAGAUGAAGAAAACAGGACCUCACUUUGUGGCAGGCUGCAGCAAAGUCUGCAAAACAGCUGGCCCAGCCUGUGCUGCGAGAUCCACUGCUCCUUGCUAUCAGGAGUGCUGCCCGGCUGUGCCCAAAACCAGCUGCCUCAAACUGGAUGGGAAAGUUCACUUCAACAGGGCCACACAUGUGCCUUUAGCACCACCCGCGUCCCAAGUCCUGGCCUGGGCAGCAGUCAUUGGCCUGACCUGUUACGCCCUCUCCUCCACAGGGCUCAACUGAAGGAGGCAGCGCACGCUUGGUAGCGAGAUUCUGGCAGUAGCUAGAGAAGAGCACAGCCCCCACACCCCGUUCCUCUCCUCUCUCUUGGCUCCUUGCGCAAUAGGAGAGGGAGGCGCCCAGAAGAUGCCGCCACCUCCGUUUGGUCCUCCCGUGCUGCUGGAUGGUGCAUGUGCCAUGGCAUUCUCUCUGGUCUUCUCUCUGGGCUGCAGCAGAUGCCCGGGAGCAGUUAGCAGAUUUAAACCUGGCCUUGGCCCCGCAGCAAGGGCGCUCCCAUUCCAGGAAGGCAGCUGAGCUGGGCUGCUCUUCCCUUGCUCUUCCCAGCCCCACACGGCAAGACCGGGACCAGCGCAAGGGGCUGCCUUGGUCCACACGUGGCAGGAGCGCCCCCUCCUCCCCUUUCCUUGUCCUGUCACACUCUCAGCGCUGCUUGGGCCUCGGUCGGUUGUUCUCUCUCCUUGGACACUGCCAGCAGCUUUGAGGGGAGGGAAAGCAAAGGUGGGAGGGGGGUUGCUUGACCCUCCACCUGCAUGGAAAGGCCAGUGCCUGCGU